This is a messenger RNA of Loa loa (African eye worm), 437 nucleotides long. RefSeq lists its product as hypothetical. NCBI's taxonomy places the organism in Eukaryota, Metazoa, Nematoda, Chromadorea, Rhabditida, Onchocercidae. The transcript has 2 exons. The annotation marks the transcript as partial. The record is from RefSeq and is a predicted model, not a curated record.
AUGGAAUUUAAUUUCGAAAAUGCUGACCAAAUUGGUCCAAAGCUACCAAAUUUGGCAGAUUUGAAAAAAUAUCUGCGUGAGGAGAAGCCGCUGUACUACCAAGUGUUGGAGGAAUAUUUGCGAAAUGCGGCACAUUUGAUUAAUGAAUUAGGAGCGAAAUUGGAACGAAGUGAGCGUCAAGCUCACGACGAAGGAAAAGUUGGGGAAAAGCAACGUGGAAAUGAGGAGCAGCUCGUGCUCCACCUCCCCGAACAGCAACAGUGUGAAGAGCAGGAGAUAAUAGAGCCAGUACCGGCACUGGUUCACGAUGAAGCAGAGGGGGUGGAGGAAGACGAAGCAACAGAGUUGCGGCAGGUACCACACGAGCUGUUGCUCAAUGAAGGAGUUGUCGAUGCGGUACCAAGAGCCGCGGUUGUCGAUGCGGUACCGAGAGCCGC